AUGAGGAACUACCCGGGAGGCAUGAGGAACUACCCCGGAGGCAUGAGGAACUACCCAGGAGGCAAGAGAAACUACCCCGGAGGCAUGAGAAACUACCCAGGAGGCAUGAGGAACUACCCCGGAGGCAUGAGAAACUACCCUGGAGGCAUGAGAAACUACCCCGGAGGCAUGAGGAACUACCCCGGAGGCAUGAGGAACUACCCCGGAGGCAUGAGGAACUACCCCGGAGGCAUGAGGAACUAUCCCGGAGGCAAGAGAAACUACCCAGGAGGCAAGAGAAACUACCCAGGAGGCAAGAGAAACUACCCAGGAGGCAAGAGAAACUACCCCGGAGGCAAGAGAAACUACCCCGGAGGCAAGAGAAACUACCCCGGAGGCAUGAGAAACUACCCCGGAGGCAUGAGAAACUACCCAGGAGGCAUGAGAAACUACCCAGGAAGCAAGAGAAACUACCCCGGAGGCAAGAGAAACUACCCCGGAGGCAUGAGAAACUACCCAGGAGGCAAGAGAAACUACCCAGGAGGCAAGAGAAACUACCCAGGAGGCAAGAGAAACUAUCCCAGAGGCAUGAGAAACUACCCCGGAGGCAUGAGAAACUACCCCGGAGGCAAGAGAAACUACCCCGGAGGCAUGAGAAACUACCCCGGAGGCAAGAGAAACUACCCCGGAGGCAUGAGAAACUACCCCGGAGGCAUGAGAAACUACCCCGGAGGCAAGAGAAACUACCCCAGAGGCAUGAGAAACUAUCCCAGAGGCAAGAGAAACUAUCCCAGAGGCAAGAGAAACUACCCCGGAGGCAAGAGAAACUACCCCGGAGGCAAGAGAAACUACCCCGGAGGCAAGAGAAACUACCCCGGAGGCAAGAGAAACUACCCCGGAGGCAAGAGAAACUACCCCGGAGGCAUGAGAAACUACCCCAGAGGCAUGAGAAACUAUCCCAGAGGCAAGAGAAACUACCCCAGAGGCAUGAGAAACUAUCCCAGAGGCAAGAGAAACUACCCCGGAGGCAAGAGAAACUACCCCGGAGGCAAGAGAAACUACCCCGGAGGCAUGAGAAACUACCCCAGAGGCAUGAGAAACUAUCCCAGAGGCAAGAGAAACUACCCCAGAGGCAUGAGAAACUAUCCCAGAGGCAAGAGAAACUACCCCGGAGGCAAGAGAAACUACCCCGGAGGCAAGAGAAACUACCCCGGAGGCAUGAGAAACUAUCCCAGAGGCAAGAGAAACUACCCCGGAGGCAAGAGAAACUACCCCGGAGGCAUGAGAAACUACCCCGGAGGCAAGAGAAACUACCCCGGAGGCAUGAGAAAAUACCCCGGAGGCAAGAGAAACUACCCCGGAGGCAAGAGAAACUAUCCCAGAGGCAAGAGAAACUACCCCAGAGGCAAGAGAAACUACCCCGGAGGCAUGAGAAACUAUCCCAGAGGCAUGAGAAACUACCCCGGAGGCAGGAGAAACUACCCCGGAGGCAAGAGAAACUACCCCGGAGGCAAGAGAAACUACCCCGGAGGCAUGAGAAACUACCCAGGAGGCAAGAGAAACUACCCCGGAGGCAAGAGAAACUACCCCGGAGGCAAGAGAAACGUUCCCAGAGGCAAGAGAAACUACCCCGGAGGCAAGAGAAACUAUCCCAGAGGCAAGAGAAACUAUCCCAGAGGCAUGAAAAACUACCCCGGAGGCAAGAGAAACUAUCCCAGAGGCAAGAGAAACUACCCCGGAGGCAAGAGAAACUACCCCGGAGGCAAGAGAAACUACCCCGGAGGCAUGAGAAACUACCCCGGAGGCAAGAGAAACUAUCCCAGAGGCAAGAGAAACUACCCCGGAGGCAAGAGAAACUACCCCGGAGGCAAGAGAAACUACCCCGGAGGCAUGAGAAACUACCCAGGAGGCAAGAGAAACUACCCCGGAGGCAAGAGAAACUACCCCGGAGGCAUGAGAAACUAUCCCAGAGGCAAGAGAAACUACCCCGGAGGCAAGAGAAACUACCCCGGAGGCAUGAGAAACUAUCCCAGAGGCAAGAGAAACUACCCCGGAGGCAUGAGAAACUACCCAGGAGGCAAGAGAAACUACCCCGGAGGCAAGAGAAACUACCCCAGAGGCAUGAGAAACUAUCCCAGAGGCAAGAGAAACUACCCCGGAGGCAAGAGAAACUACCCCGGAGGCAUGAGAAACUAUCCCAGAGGCAAGAGAAACUAUCCCAGAGGCAAGAGAAACUACCCCGGAGGCAUGAGAAACUACCCAGGAGGCAAGAGAAACUACCCCGGAGGCAUGAGAAACUACCCCGGAGGCAUGAGAAACUAUCCCAGAGGCAAGAGAAACUACCCCGGAGGCAAGAGAAACUACCCCGGAGGCAUGAGAAACUAUCCCAGAGGCAAGAGAAACUACCCCGGAGGCAAGAGAAACUACCCCGGAGGCAUGAGAAACUAUCCCAGAGGCAAGAGAAACUACCCCGGAGGCAUGAGAAACUAUCCCAGAGGCAAGAGAAACUAUCCCAGAGGCAAGAGAAACUACCCCGGAGGCAAGAGAAACUAUCCCAGAGGCAAGAGAAACUACCCCGGAGGCAUGAGAAACUACCCAGGAGGCAUGAGAAACCACCCCGACUAA
Molecule: messenger RNA, 2604 nt
Organism: Procambarus clarkii (red swamp crayfish)
Lineage: Eukaryota; Metazoa; Arthropoda; Malacostraca; Decapoda; Cambaridae
Source: RefSeq, a predicted model, not a curated record